This is a messenger RNA of Scleropages formosus (Asian bonytongue), 2546 nucleotides long. RefSeq names its product methionyl aminopeptidase 1 (gene metap1). The record is from RefSeq and is a predicted model, not a curated record. Gene Ontology annotation, biological process: proteolysis. Gene Ontology annotation, cellular component: cytosol. The transcript has 11 exons. NCBI's taxonomy places the organism in Eukaryota, Metazoa, Chordata, Actinopteri, Osteoglossiformes, Osteoglossidae. The coding region runs from base 125 to 1285 and encodes 386 amino acids. Gene Ontology annotation, molecular function: metalloaminopeptidase activity.
UGCGAUAGACGGCAGCCUUCCCACCUCACAAGGCCAUCCCCACGUGGGCGCGUCUCCAUGCGGAGGUACUCGGCUCCUCCCCUUCCCCUUCCCUUCCCCUUCCCCACCGCGGCGGAGCGUCAGCAUGGCGGCUGUGGAGGCCAGGCAGUGUGAGACGGAGGGCUGCGGUAGUGAAGCCAAGCUGCAGUGUCCCACCUGCAUCAAACUCGGCAUCCAGGGCUCCUACUUCUGCUCCCAGGAAUGCUUCAAAGGGAGCUGGGCCACCCACAAAUUGCUGCAUAAGAAAGCAAAGGAAGACAAGACCAAAAGUGAUACAAAGAAAAACAUAGAGAAUGACACAAAUACAGACCCAUGGCCAGGGUACCGAUACACAGGCAAGCUGCGGCCACACUACCCCCUGACCCCGAUGAGACCUGUGCCAGGCAACAUCCAGAGACCAGAUUAUGCUGAUCACCCACUAGGGAUGUCUGAACUGGAGCAGUCAUUGAAGGGCACCUCCCAGAUAAAGAUUCUCACUCCUGAAGACAUUGAAGGCAUGAGAGUGGUGUGCAAACUUGCCAGAGAAGUGCUCGACGUUGCUGCUCUGAUGGUGAAGCCAGGUGUGACGACGGAAGAGAUAGACCAUGCCGUGCAUUUGGCUUGCACUGCCAGGAACUGCUACCCAUCACCACUCAACUACUAUAACUUCCCUAAGUCCUGCUGCACAUCAGUCAAUGAGGUCAUCUGCCAUGGGAUCCCAGACAGGAGACCGCUCCAGGAAGGAGACAUUAUCAAUGUGGACAUCACCGUAUACCGUAAUGGUUAUCAUGGAGAUCUCAAUGAGACCUUCUUUGUUGGGGAAGUGGAUGAAGGAGCCAAGAAGCUGGUCCAGACAACAUUUGAAUGCCUUAUGCAAGCCAUCGACUCAGUCAAGCCAGGAGUGCGGUACAGAGAGCUAGGCAACAUCAUCCAGAAGCACGCGCAGGCUAACGGGUUCUCUGUAGUGCGAAGUUACUGUGGUCAUGGAAUCCACAAACUCUUCCACACAGCGCCCAAUGUGCCACAUUAUGCCAAAAACAAGGCUGUGGGUGUGAUGAAGCCAGGUCAUGUUUUCACCAUUGAGCCCAUGAUUUGUGAAGGUGGCUGGCAAGACGAGACGUGGCCAGACAGCUGGACGGCAGUGACACGGGACGGCAAGCGGUCGGCCCAGUUCGAACACACCCUUCUGGUGACGGAAACGGGCUGCGAGAUCCUUACGCGCCGGCAUGAGGACAAUGGGCGCCCCCACUUUAUAAGCCAGAUGUAGAGCGAAGCAAAGCUGUCCCCCUUCCUCUCUCUCACACAACCACACACAUGCACUGGACUCAGGGUGCUUGUAUCACUGCAUUCCAGCAAGCAAGUUAUUCCUCAGAUUGGUCACCUUCCUUCCACAUUUGAGAUUUUUGUUCUGCUACUUAAAGAAUUUGGAAUCACAUUUGUUAAAAUGAGCUACUGAGGGGUCAGUCUGAGAGAUACAAAGUUGGAUUGGGAUGCAACAUAAAGGAGGUGGCUGUUUGAGGAGAUUGAGGGAAAGAUAAAUUGGUGGUCAUGCCAUAUGGCCUAAACCUGUCUCUGUGUAUAACACAUUUACUUGCCACAAAGCUGGGAUUCUGAAGCAGUGUUACUGUGCAGAUAUGCUAAGUGUAGAAUGUAUUGCUUAAAUAUGGUGACCUGUAAUAACCCCAUUUACUCUCAGACCCAAGUAAGGCUGUACAAGGACUGAAUAGUGAGAAAUGCUGUUGGGUUGCCCCAUAUUCAUGGUUGGCUACGGACAAAGAAUAGAUUAAUUGCACGGCUUAAGUACUGUUUAUUUUUCAUGUUGAAACACUUAAGGCCAAAUUCAACUAUUUAGUUUAAGCAGGUUGAGUAUGGUUGCUUGCUGACUGACUCGAGAAAGGUACUGAAGAUAUACUAUGUGGUUUUAAACAAUUGUUUGCUGUGUUUUUGCUGGUACCUGUACAUUUGAUUCUUAAGUUUUAUUGGAAACUAAGCCACCUUUUUUUCCCUAGUUUACUCUUGUAUGUCCUAAGUGGAUUUAUCACAGUGUUUAUUCCAAAGACGGCAUAAAAAAUGUUAGUUGUCUAAUAACUGUCCUCUUCAAGAGUGCCUUGCUUCUUCAUGUCAUUCAGAUAACCUUUUUCAAGACAUGUCUGGCCUUCUGUUGUGGUCCAGUUCCAUUUGAUCCACUACAGACCAGUCUGAUAACUGCAGAGUUGUGGGAUUCAUAAAAUGCACUAGACUAUUGCCCAGUACGGAGAGUUGCUUUCGGGGAAUAAUUUUGCAGGAAAUAAGAUUGCCAGAACAUUGAAGUGGAGCAGUUUUACGCUGUAUGCUACAUUCUAUUGAGGAAGUACUAUUUUAAACGUUUCCUUUUAAUGCAUAACUUUAAAGUAAUGUGAAUGCGGAUCAGUGCUAUCAGUUCUGUGUAAAUGUGUUAGUGAGAGGGGUUGGGGAGGUUCUCUUCCACUCACUUCACUGUGACUGGCUGAGCCCAGUAGCUCAAUCAUUAAAAUUAUUUGUUCAAGUGC